AUGACUGUCGUGCGCAAGUUCAGUAGGAAGAGUUCGCGACCCUCGACAACAAUUCGACACGGAGUACUCCUGUCCCGGCACACUCGACGGAAUGUCUUGUUCUCUCCGAAGUGUAAUACUGGAGCUCAGCUAGCACGGCUCCGGAAAGGUUUGGUCAAGAGGACCCAGAAGAUAGACCAGCAGGUGUCGUCUCCCAUUCGAAAGGAGAGCAGGCCGCGCGCACCCUCGACGAUUCCGGCUGCACCUGUUCCCCUUCAUAACACGAGAAAGGUCUCUACAUUAGCCAUUCCCCAGUCUGGCGGUGCACCCGUCCGACGCUAUCAACUUCGCGAAGUGCUCGGCGUUCUCCAUCACCAGUCUGUAUCCCUUCCACAGUCCACUCGCUCAUCCAGAAUCAAGGCAAAUGACAAGAACCCUAACAUUCCACUUUUCAAGCGCCUGGACUUGGUUCCCAGUGCAGACACAGCCUGUGAGGACAACAGCCGCAGAUACACAUAUAGGAUUUCGAAACCCGUAGGAUCGCCGACGAAUCCGCCAACUCUCGCUGCCAAAAACCUCGUCGUUCAAACCAGCUUUCUUUGCGCGGCCCCGCAGUCCACAUCAGGCCCGUCAAACACGCGCGUCAAUCAGUGUAAACGCGCAAGUCUGCAACCCAAACAAUUACAGGCCAAAAUUCUCCCAAAAGCACACCAAGCUAUUCGACACAUGCUGGGUCAAUCUCACUCUACCCUAGCCCGCCAACCUAGCAAUUAUGCAAUAGGCAACGUCUCAGCUUCCUCCUCUUCCUCCCCUUCUUCCACUGCCAAGAUCCGGGCCAAGCCUGGGAUACAGGAAACUAUUGAACGUCCAGAAGAAGUUCUGAACGCAUUAAAAGAAUCGGAACAGGCUCGCCGAAGCGAGGAGCUUCGACUCCAUCUACUUCAGCGAGCACAUACGCCGCAAAUGCCGCCUGUGCUCGUCCAAAGGGAUUUUCCGGCCUCACCCUCCACACUGCGUUUCGAUCAGCUAAACAUCAGCGUGAAUCCAACCAUUCGGAGCGGCACGGUCCCGGAAGCAUCGCGGAAACCUCAACUGCCAAAUUUCAAAGGGGCUCGAGAUCCCAUGCACACUCCCGGUACGUAUUACGGACAUACAAAUCCAGCACACCAGCAACCGCAUCAGCAGAAGAAGAAGCGUGUCGCCCCAUCAAGUCCAGGGCAGGUCCAACGAAAACGUCAAAAGCCUACAGAUAUCUCUGCAGUUAAGCGAGCCCCAACCGGAAUUCUGGAUCUGCCUGUCGAGCUCAUAAAAAUGGUGUAUGGUAAUAUGGUGUCAUCUGAUGUUAACUGUCUCCGUCACACAUGUCGAAAGUUCUACCAUAUUUUCGAAAACGAGAAGAAAACAAUCCCCCUGACAGCAGAUUUCUCGUGGUUGCGCAGCAGUGUGAAAGAGCUGGAAUCUAUUGCCACCAAUCCAGCGGUCAGCAAACACGUUGUCAAGAUCAUCUUUGUGGACAUCGAACCCAUAUCCGGGAGAAUCUUACAGGAAAAACACCCCAAUCUCCCGGCUGAACACGUGAGAGGCUACAAUAUGGAGAAGUCCAGCAUAGUCUCGUAUCAUGAAAAGGCGGACACUUCGCAGCAUAUACGACGCAUUCUUAACAAGUUUAGAAAUCUUCGCUUACUGGAAUACCAUGCCGGGUAUCUCAGCCCUCCUUCACCAGCGUCGAAUACCGAGAUAACACUUCAGCAAGCACUCUCUCCCGAUUAUAUCAACGAGGCAAACCAGAAUAUGGCUUACCAGAAGCGUUUACGAGCAUGUGGCGGACGGUUAUUCCAGACCCCAACGCAUGACUGGGCGGAGGCAUCAAGACGCAAUUUCCACCGUAUGAUCAGCUACGUGCUUGAUAAUAGGCACAGAAGCGGCCCACUGGACGUGAAGAUCACCACUUCCCACUACUGUGGACUAGGAUCCGGCCCAAGGUGCAAGCAGCGUUUCGCUCCUCAUCGGGUGAAUGCAUUAAGGAGUCUGGAAAUCUGUUAUCGCGGUGAGUGGCUCCUCCCUGGUUCCCGAGACUGGUUCACCAUGGCCAACAGAGGCAACGGGACUCAAGCUCUUUCCCCCACCGGACCGCAAUUUGACGGCGUGGAAGAGCUCACAUUGGUUGGCAACCCCAAGGACGAGGAUCAUUUCAUGGUUUUGUCGCCCGACAGGAACCCGGAUCAGACUUUCAAAUUGUUGCUUCCGAACUUAAAGAAGCUGACCCUCGUUAAUGUAAUCAUCGAUGACGCAUUUAUGGACUGGGCAAGGGGCAGGCCUGUGGACAUCGUGCUCAGGAAUGCCGUUGUCAAGGGAGGCGGAAUGCGGGUGUUAAACGGGGAUUCAACCUUGCGUCACAUCAAGACCAUUGCUUGCGUCUCACGUACACAAGCAGCGCAAUCACAAAUGGAGCCCCUCGCUCGUGAACAAACACCGCCGAUAUCUCCGGAUGUGGCUCUCCAGCAGAUGGUAAGGGCCCGACAUGAGAAUAACAAGAGGAUGGUUAGCGGGCCUACGGAGGGAGUGCAGGCUGGAUGAACUCCGUCCUCCGUCGUAUGAUGGUCUGGGAAAGACGUGUUAUUGCUCCGACGGUGGGUGGUAUUCGAAAAUGGGAUAAAAAGUAUCCAGCGGGAAAGGGUAUGCAGUUCGAUUUGGGCACGGUAACGGGAG
This is a messenger RNA of Westerdykella ornata, 2688 nucleotides long. RefSeq lists its product as uncharacterized. Gene Ontology annotation, molecular function: protein binding. Lineage: Eukaryota; Fungi; Ascomycota; Dothideomycetes; Pleosporales; Sporormiaceae. The coding region runs from base 1 to 2556 and encodes 851 amino acids. The record is from RefSeq and is a predicted model, not a curated record. The transcript has a single exon.